AUGAUGAAGUCCUUCUCCCUUAACAAAGAGGCUUACUACACAUGCCACCUUAAUCUUCGCCGGUUCGUCGACUCGGGACUAUACUGUAAUUUACACAAGAUAACAAGCAUGAUGAAAGAAACAUCCGAAAAUGGAACAGAUUUAUCAGCAGAUGACAUCGGCACCAUUGAAGAGAUCCCAGAGGAUACAAUCUUAUCCAGACAAACUUCAGUCAACCUUGUCCCUUUUAUCGGUCAAAGAUUUGUUUCACAAGAUGCUGCUUAUGAGUUCUACUGUAGCUUCGCAAAGCAAUGUGGGUUCUCAAUCCGCCGCCAUCGUACCCGUGGUAAGGAUGGUGUGGGACGGGGGAUCACAAGGCGGGAUUUCACCUGCCACCGUGGUGGGUACCCACAAAUAAAGCCUUCAGAAGAUGGAAAGGUACACAGAAACCGAAAAUCCUCACGUUGUGGAUGCCAAGCUUAUAUGAGAAUUGUAAAAAGAGCAGAUUUUGAUGUCCCCGAAUGGCGUAUAACUGGUUUUAGCAACGUACAUAAUCAUGACCUUUUGAAGUCCAUUGACAUCCAUGCCCUUCCUGCUUAUUGCACGAUGUCAUCGGAUGACAAGAGUCGGAUUUGUAUGUUUGCAAAAGCCGGGAUGUCGGUUAGACAAAUGUUAAGGUUGUUGGAAUUGGAAAAAGGCGUGAAACUCGGUUGUUUACCUUUCACGGAAAUCGAUGUGAGAAAUUUACUUCAAUCUUUUAGAAACGUUGACCGUGAUUCAGACGCUAUUGACCUUCUCAAAAUGUGUAAAGACAAGAAAGAUAAAGAUCCAAACUUUAAAUACAACUUCAAGAUCGAUUCAAACAACCGUUUGGAUCAUAUUGCAUGGACAUAUUCAUCUUCAACUCAAUCUUUUGACUCUUUUGGAGAUGUUGUGGUAUUUGACACAACUCAUAGAUUGGAUUCAUACGAUAUGCUUCUCGGGAUUUUUCUUGGGGUGGAUAGUUAUGGGACAAAUUGUUUUUUCGGUUGUGUUCUUUUACGCGAUGAAAACAUACAGUCUUUUCGUUGGGCAUUAAAGACGUUUUUAGCCUUCAUGAAUGGGAAGGUUCCGGAAACAAUAUUGACUGACCAAAACAUGUGGUUGAAAGAAGCGAUUGCGAUUGAAACACCGAGAACAAAACAUGCUUUUUGCAUUUGGCAAAUCAUUUCGAAAUUUUCUGAUUGGUUUUCUGUGUUGCUUGGAUCGCGAUAUGAUCAGUGGAAAGCUGAGUUUCAUGGGCUUUAUAAUUUGCAUUUGGUUGAUGAAUUUGAGUUAAGGUGGAGAGAGAUGGUUGAUAGGUAUGGACUCCAUGGAAACAAGCAUAUUGUGAGCUUGUAUGCUUUGCGAACGUUUUGGGCUUUACCUUUUUUGAGAUGCUACUUUUUUGCUGGAAUGACAAAUACUUUUCAACCAGAGUUAAUAAAUGCUUUCAUUCAACGGUUUUUAAGUGCACAAUCUGUUCUCGAAAAUUUCAUAGAGCAGGUGGCAGUGGUGAUGGAAGCUAAAGAUCAGGCUACAUUAAAACAGAAAAUGAUUCGAAGAAGUCAAAAAAUAUCUCUAAAAACAGGUUCACCAAUCGAAUCACAUGCAGCUACUGUUCUCACACCAUACGCGUUUUCCAAAUUACAAGAACAACUGGUGUUGGCCCCACAAUACGCGUCCCUAUUGGUCGAUGAGAGUUACUUCAUUGUGCGCCACCACACCGAAAUCAUCGGUGGGUCCAAAGUAAUCUGGAUUCCAGAUGAUGAAUUCAUCAGCUGCAGUUGCCAUGAUUUUGAAUUCUCAGGAAUCCUCUGUAGACAUGUUCUUCGUGUUUUGUCCACAAAUAACUGUUUCAAUGUCCCAUAUCAGUAUUUACCCAUUCGUUGGCGAAGUCAAAUUGGUACAGGAAAUGACCAAAAUGCCCAGAAUCAGAUGUUACAGUUACAGUCGAUGGUAUCUAGUUUAGUUUCUGAAGCUGUGGAGACGGAUGAAAGGUUGAAUUUUGUUUCUGGUGAAAUUAAUAUGGUGUUGACUCGAGUCAAGGAGUUUCCGGGAGCUUGUAAUGAUAUGUCUUAUGAUGAUGAUGAUAGUACACCGGGUUCGUUGAUUCUUCCGGAAGUUGAGGAUUCUGAUAAUAGUAUUGUUCAUGGAUUUACUAGGAAUUCUCAUGAAGGUGGUUUAAAUUUAGGGAAACUGAAAGAGAGAAGAUCGAAUUCAAAGAGAAGACUAGCGUGUUGCGGGCAGUUUGGGCAGGAUUCUAAUGACUGCCCGUUGAUGGGAAGUGGUGAUAUGAAUGGAGAUGGGAUGGGGUUUUUAUAAGGGGUAUAUGAUAUGGUAAUUGGUAAAGGUUGGUUAGACGU
This is a messenger RNA of Lactuca virosa, 2363 nucleotides long. The record is from the annotation of a GenBank genome assembly. Lineage: Eukaryota; Viridiplantae; Streptophyta; Magnoliopsida; Asterales; Asteraceae.